GAAAGCAACAAGAGGAUAGGGUACCGCAGUGUGCAGUGGGCGGACUUCAUCAUCCAAGAGAAGAUUUCGAUGCAGAUGGCCAACGGCGUCGCCGACGGAACCAUCGGGACGGGCAGGGCAGCGCGAGACACGGACUACACGGAGUACCAGCUGCCAAGACGGAAUGGCAUGAUUACAGUCAGUAUGAGCACAAUAGACGUGGCGUCGUUCCCCAUCUUCAUACCACCGAGGGGCAUGGCCGUCAACCAGAGCGAGCUAAGCAAGUGGGGUCGCAACAGCCUCCCCAUCAUUUCUGGCGACUACAACUGCGCUUUUGGAAUACGCCGACACACAACAGAAAAAAAAAACAUCGAGGCCACCGAGUCUAGCGGUACAGAGGAGCCCGCCCUAGAGAACACCACCAGCCCGCAGAGGAGCGACCUCAAGGAUGACAACCACUUGGCGAUCGGAGACGCUUUCAUGGGGACAGGGAACGCCUACUACGGAAGCGCCUACACAAGCAACUUAGACCAUGUUGCUUUGCCUGCGAAAGCCAUGUGCAGGGCUCGCCAACCUUACCCCGAGGCUUGUUUGGCGCGACGUCUCCAGUUACACAAUCCCGCGCACCUGACCGACCACAUGCUGAUUUACAUGAAUCUGGAUGUGCACAGCGCCAAGACCCACAACAGCAAGCUCACGCCGCAUGCCAACUACGACCUGAUGAUGAUCACUUCCACACGGGGCUACAAAC
Messenger RNA from Prorocentrum cordatum, 730 nucleotides. The record is from the annotation of a GenBank genome assembly. Lineage: Eukaryota; Dinophyceae; Prorocentrales; Prorocentraceae.